CCUCCUUCUUCCAUGUACGUGUGUGUGUGUGCGCGCGCGCGCGUGCGUGUGUGUCGUAUAAAAGGCAGCGUGUGCGUCAGUAGCAGAUGUUCGUGUCUCACUGCAUUACCCCAUUACAGGUACACGGUGAGAGGACAAAAGAGCAAAAUGCGUGAGUGCAUCUCCGUCCACGUUGGCCAGGCUGGUGUUCAGAUGGGAAACACCUGCUGGGAGCUCUACUGUUUAGAACAUGGCAUCCAGCCUGAUGGUCAGAUGCCAAGCCAGAAGCCUGUUGGUGGCCAUGAUGACUCCUUCACCACUUUCUUCAGUGAGACUGGAGCUGGCAAAUAUGUACCUCGUGCCAUCUUUGUGGACCUGGAGCCAACUGUCAUUGAUGAGGUUCGUACUGGAACCUACCGCCAACUCUUCCACCCAGAACAGCUGAUCUCUGGCAAAGAAGAUGCAGCUAAUAACUAUGCUCGUGGUCACUACACCAUUGGCAAGGAGAUCAUUGACUCUGUCCUUGAUCGCAUCCGCAAACUGGCUGACCAGUGCACAGGCCUUCAGGGCUUCCUGGUCUUCCACAGCUUCGGAGGAGGCACUGGCUCUGGCUUUACUUCCCUCCUGAUGGAACGUCUCUCUGUAGACUUCGGCAAAAAAUCCAAGCUGGAGUUUGCCAUAUACCCUGCUCCACAGGUGUCCACAGCUGUGGUGGAGCCAUACAACUCCAUCCUGACCACCCACACCACACUUGAGCACUCUGACUGCGCCUUCAUGGUUGACAAUGAGGCCAUCUAUGAUAUCUGCCGUAGGAACCUGGAUAUUGAGCGUCCAUCUUACACCAACCUCAACCGGCUCAUAAGUCAGAUUGUGUCCUCAAUCACUGCUUCUCUGCGCUUCGAUGGUGCCUUGAAUGUUGACCUGACCGAGUUCCAGACCAACCUGGUCCCAUAUCCCAGAAUCCACUUUCCUCUUGCUACCUAUGCACCAGUGAUUUCUGCUGAGAAAGCUUACCAUGAGCAGCUGUCGGUGGCUGAGAUCACCAAUUCCUGCUUUGAGCCAAGCAACCAAAUGGUGAAGUGUGACCCAAGGCAUGGAAAAUACAUGGCAUGUUGCCUUCUGUACCGCGGUGAUGUGGUGCCCAAAGAUGUCAACGUGGCCAUUGCAGCCAUUAAGACCAAGAGAAGCAUCCAGUUUGUGGACUGGUGUCCCACUGGAUUCAAGGUGGGAAUCAACUACCAGCCACCCACUGUGGUGCCUGGAGGUGACUUGGCGAAGGUCCAAAGGGCUGUGUGCAUGCUGAGCAACACUACCGCCAUUGCUGAAGCCUGGGCUCGCCUGGACCACAAGUUUGAUUUGAUGUACGCCAAGCGGGCCUUUGUGCACUGGUACGUUGGUGAAGGCAUGGAAGAAGGUGAGUUCUCUGAGGCCAGAGAAGACAUGGCUGCCCUGGAGAAGGACUACGAAGAGGUUGGGAUCGACUCUUUUGAGGAAGAGGAAGAGGGAGAAGAAUUCUAAGAUGGAAUCGACUUCUGGAAAGCCAAUAAAAUCCUGCCAUCAUUACCAAAGAAAGCACAAUGCGCAAUCUUGUGGUAUUGUCAUAAAAUAUAGCUACAAAUGUUUGUCAUUUGGUCAAAUCUUUUUUUUUUUUUUUUUACUAGAAGUGUCCAAAUAACUAUGAAAUUAAAAUAAAGAUGUAAACUGGU
Messenger RNA from Hemibagrus wyckioides, 1685 nucleotides. RefSeq names its product tubulin, alpha 8 like 2 (gene tuba8l2). The transcript is spliced from 4 exons. Gene Ontology annotation, cellular component: cytoplasm; microtubule. Gene Ontology annotation, molecular function: structural constituent of cytoskeleton; GTP binding. Gene Ontology annotation, biological process: microtubule cytoskeleton organization; mitotic cell cycle. NCBI's taxonomy places the organism in Eukaryota, Metazoa, Chordata, Actinopteri, Siluriformes, Bagridae. The coding region runs from base 13 to 1497 and encodes 494 amino acids. The record is from RefSeq and is a predicted model, not a curated record.